This is a messenger RNA of Porites evermanni, 1857 nucleotides long. The record is from the annotation of a GenBank genome assembly. NCBI's taxonomy places the organism in Eukaryota, Metazoa, Cnidaria, Anthozoa, Scleractinia, Poritidae.
AUGCAGGAUCGUAAAACGCAGGCUUUUACUGUAUUCAUCAUUUUAUUGCUUGGAAAUCUUGUAAUCCUAGAAGGUGAAGCUUGCAACGAGACUCACGUGGGUGCAGACAGUGGUAUCCUUCAGUCUCCGUUUUUUCCGCACAAUUACCCGAAUGAAGCCUACUGUUUCUGGAAUAUCAGAGUCAACCAAUCACAGCACGUGUUUUUGAUGUUCUCAUCAAGUUUCAGUUUACAGGCUGAAAACAACACAGAUGUCAUUCGUGUGUACGAUGGAGGGAAUACCACAGAGGAGGAGUUGGGAGUGUUUUACGGAGGACACCCGCCCCCUCAGGAUGGACUCUAUUCAUCAGCAAACCAAAUGUUUGUGGUUUUUAAAACGGACAACAACAAAUCUUUCUCCGGUUUCCAAGCUUCCUAUCACGCCUUAACGUGUUCCGGUAAGGAUGUUUCAGAACAACUGACCUUCUUCUAGGCCACAAUGCAGUUUCCAUUCAAAUUUUCAAAGGCAAUAGGCCACUUCCGAGUUCCGAAAACCCUCACUUUCAAAAUGAGGCCAAGUGCACAGCCAUUCUUGUGAAAUUGAGUUUUAUUUGCAUGAGAAUGAAAAAUCAUCUCCAUAUCAAUGGCUAAGCACUAGUCGUUUUGAUACAGAGGCCCAGGGGAACUCGGAUAUGGCCUACCUUGCAUUGCCAUCAACCUCGAGACAGGCAGAGGGAGCAAUCUUUUUACGUAACUUCGCGCGGUAGCUUCAAGCCUUGACGAAGACCGGCGAAUGAAGGCGUUGUUGAAACUUCACUUUUAAAAUCAUGUUUAAAUCGUUGUAGAUUAUAAACACUACUUAUCGACCGAGAGUGAUGUCCGAGAUUACAGGGAAAUCUCAGACCGAGGCUUUGAUGUAAUAGGGAGCUUAUAAGCAACAAGGACGGCGACGGCUACAAACGUCACUUAUUCGCUUAUUCUGUCUCGUUUAAUUCGUGAAAUGUUGGCAAAUUUUUUUGGAGUUAAGUUCUAAAGGACUGUAUCAAAGUUCAGGAAAGAAAAAGAAACUUGUUGUUGUGUGUUCCCGUCCUCGACAAAACUGCGUGCAACAACAGCAAAGAAAUGUACAAUAAAGCGUGAUGCACGUGCAACGUUGUUGUUUUGCGAGUAUAAACCUUUUCCUUUUUGGCCGUUGUCGUUGCCGUUCGCUGUCUUCAUUGCUUAAGCUCCCUAUCUAUACAUCGAGGCCUCGGUCUGAGAUUUCUCUGUAAUGACCAAACGCACGAGGUUAAUAAGUUCUUUAUUAUAUGGCCUUUUUAGCGUCCUUUUCUUUAAAGUUGACUUCCAACACAGGGAAAAAAAACCUAAACAAUAACGUAAAGUCAUAGCAGCCUAACACUGUCGGCCCUUGCCAUAGGGUACUUUGAGGUCUUGUCUAAGUGGGCUACGAAAUUCCACUACCUCUUGACUAUUUUCUAUUGUUUGUUUCCUUGUUUGACAUAUUUUUUGCUUGAAAUAUAUAGAUCCUCUUGGAAUGGAAAGCGGGGCCAUUUCUGAUGCUCAAAUAAGUGCAUCUUCGCAUUAUACCAAGAACUGGCGGCGUGACCAUUCUGCAAAAAAGGCAAGGCUAAAUUCGAGAGUGUCGUGGAGGAAUAUAGAAUGGUGGGCAGCGGCUACAAAUGAUCUUCACCAGUGGCUUCAAGUGGACUUUGGUGGUUACACCAAAGUAACACGUAUCGCGACUCUGGGAAGUGGAGACGGAAUCGUACAAUACGUGACUAAGUUUAAGAUCCGGUAUAGUUCUGACGAAGUCAUAUGGCAAUUUUACAAAGAACCUGGUAAUGCGAAUGCUUCAGCAAAGGUACGCUGGACUUGCUAA